This is a messenger RNA of Tigriopus californicus, 4544 nucleotides long. RefSeq lists its product as uncharacterized. The record is from RefSeq and is a predicted model, not a curated record. Gene Ontology annotation, biological process: regulation of glycogen biosynthetic process. Gene Ontology annotation, molecular function: protein phosphatase 1 binding; glycogen binding. The transcript is spliced from 3 exons. Lineage: Eukaryota; Metazoa; Arthropoda; Copepoda; Harpacticoida; Harpacticidae. Gene Ontology annotation, cellular component: protein phosphatase type 1 complex. The coding region runs from base 306 to 3410 and encodes 1034 amino acids.
AAUUACUCAUUGUCAACAAAAAUGGUGCCAUUAAAAAUGUGCCGGUAUCUCUCAUCAGCUCAGAGUAAAUGACAUGGAGUUACUUUCAUGAAAGUGCGAUCUUGUGCUUGACGAAAAUCAUUGCCGCACACGGAAGUGUCGAGCUUUCUCUCUCUAAUCAAUAGAUCGAUAGAAAGAAUCAACGAAGUUUGUGAAUGCUGCCGCUAUUUUCCAUCUGUAGCUCGGACUGGACCUACCCUGUUAGGUUGGAUACCCAAGAACGGCAGACCAAACUCGUCCGAUGUGAGUUAUCACACUUUUGAAACAUGUUCACCCCAAACUUGGGCCCGGAAUCAUCUAGUCAGAAUCGUAGUACGAGCAACCUCACGGGCGGCAACGCUAGACCCAAAAGACUCUUACCCAUCAUUGACCCGGCGUGCAAUCCUGUUCUGGGGCCAAUCUUCGUCUACCAGAGCGUCCGUGACGACCCCAUUGCAUCCCCAUCACCACUUGAGCCUUCUUCGUCGCAUCACCUAAAUUGUGCCCCCGAGCCCCAAGAGUCGCACUGCACUUCACUUUACUCGGUGGACACAAGUGACGGGGAGGAGGAGGAGGAGGUGGAGGAGGAUCUUUCGCCCUUGCCUUCCCAUGGCCAUUCACCAAUCCCAUCAUCUCGGCCCUCGUUCUACGCUUCCUCCUCGACUGGAACGACUUCAGCCGCUAGUACGGCUACUUCAGCUACUUCUGCUACUCCCACAACUUCGACUUCGAGUGCUUCUCCUUCUUCGCCUUCAAACAUUAUCAUAGUGGAAUCUCCCAAACGUCAAUUCAGUUUCAAAUCGCCCGUCUGUGGCAACGUAGCACACCAACAGACUCGACGAACAAUACUUCAAAGCCGAAGAGUGGACCUUCGAGCUACAGCGAAACAGGGUCUGAAAGAAGACGUGUCGCCCCAACGAGCCGAAAGCCAGAGACCUUUAAAGUCUUCGGAAUCAGGCGGAAGCCCUAGUGACUUUUUGAACAAGUGUUGUCUGUCCUCACUCGUGAGCUCCCAUUUCGUAGCCCUUCAAUAUUCUUGCCCAGUCCUUAAUCUAUGUCAAAGUACAGCUAAGAUGCUAAGCAUGAGUUACAAAGCUCAAACCGACCUCUUUACUAGGUCACUUCAAUCCAGAUUGGAAUACUUGGGUGAUCCCGAGUCUGAACGCGUUUCCGAGCCAGACGAAUCCGGUUUCAUCAAUUGGCUAGAACUUCGACCGAAAAAGGAAGUCCUGAAAUUCAUUCCCGCCCCAGGAACCACGUUCCCUCCCAACAGAUUCGCCCAGUUUGACCUCUUCCGAGCUAAAUUUCAUUCUGAAUCCGAUCUAAGUCCCAAACAUAUGCCCUCAAAUGCGCCUGCUGGAAAAUUGCCCAAUACCGAUUGCCUUCAUGAAGAGGAUCACCAUUUGAACACGCAGAAAGAUGAGGCCGAUGAAUCCGCUGAUAGUGAUCUCUUCUUCGACUUCGACAUUGGAUCACCCGAGGAAGAUGCUGUGCUUCCGGACAGUGACGACGUUCGGGAGAACAUGCUGCUUCGGAAUAAGGCCUGUGAUUUGGAAGCAACUUUGCAAGACGAAGACGACAUCUCCUCGAAUGAGAGUCUCAGCCCCAGAAACAAUCUUCGGAAAGCUAAUGAGGCCUUUGGAAGCGCCUCCUCGGGGCUCUGCAGUGACAUGGAGACCUUGCAAUCUGGGUCAUAUGAGACGAGGCGGUUUGAUGACGAAAAUGACGAGCUCAAUGAAUGCAAGUCAAUUGAUCCCGAGGAUUGGCCCGCUCAUAAAUUGCUUCACUUUGACACCAGCUCAUUUGGAAGCGCAAAUUCCACGCCCAAAGCGGCGCGGAGUCCCAUGGGAGAUCGUUCGCCUUCUUCAGGAGCUUCUCUCGUCGAAGCCGAAAAUGAGGCAACUACAAAGGAAGACGACCAUGAAACCAUGUUCCAACUCGAAACCGAAGAGCCAGACGUAGCACGCCAAACCACCGAGAAGGAGCUCAACCAAUCCGAAGAGGAUCUUGAAAAUUCGGCUCAGAACAAGGGCAGGGAAGGGAUUUCUAAAGAUGCCAAUGAUGAAGAUGAUGAAAAUGUGAUGAAAGAUUUCACAAUCUACAACGGGGAGGCGCGUCAUAAGGUGGCCAAUUCUAAGCUGAAUGCCCUGAUAUCCCUAUUGGAAAAAGACCGGGAAUAUUCGAGAAACUCCUCCAGACAGUCCUCUGUGAGGUCCUCCAAGGAAGGAAGUCCCCAAAAAGAGAGCUCUCCUCCCAAAUCGGCCAUGCGAAAGGGAUUUCAGUCGAGCUUGACUCCCAUUGCCGCCUCCCCAGCCAAUUUCUCAUAUCUAUCCUCAAAAUCUAACAUGGCCUCCAAUGCCUCAUCCUCGUCGGAAGAUAUUCAUUCAGUCCCGAGCUUCAAAGCUUCUAUUGCCAGAUGUGAAUCCACUCCAGUCCUAUCGGGACCCGAUCGGGCCUACAUGCAAUCGCCUAAGAUGCCCCGAAAGACAUCCAAUGCUGAUGUGACAGAGGAACCCGCAACCAUCACAAAAGACACCAAGGUGGAGGGGAUGGAGUUGCCCGAGCGUGUUCGACGAGCAACUUCCCUGAGAUCUGGAAAAACGCCCCCUGGAACACCAGGUCGCAGGAAAAUUGUCAGAUUUGCCGAUGUCUUCGGUUUGGAUUUGGCGGAUGUCAAAACCUUCUUGGAUGAGAUUCCCAAGGUACCGAAAAGUGCUUAUAAAGACUUGAAGGACGUCGAUCUAAGUGAUAUUGAAAGCGACACCGGCAGUUCAGACAGUUCUGCCAUGUCUCUCCGGAAGAAGAAAGGCUUCUCCAACCGGAGCUUACCCAUGUUGCCCAACCAAGAGUUACCCUCAACCUCGCUUGUGCCCAUGUUCAGUCAACCCGGGGGUUUUGCAAACUUUUUCGAUCUUCUUAACACGAAGAAAGUCUGCCUCGAAAACGCCUACAUGGCCAACAAAUCCGCCAUUCAAGGCACCAUUCGGGUUCAGAAUCUCAGUUUUCAAAAGAAGGUGCUCCUGCGGUACACAACCAAUGAAUGGGUCACCAGUUCCGAUCUUGAGGCCACAUACAUCGACGGAUCUUGUGAUGGGUUCUCGGACAAAUUCACGUUCCACUUAGGAACAGCCGCUCCUCUUUUGGUUGGCCAACGAAUUCAGUUCUGUCUUUGCUACCAAACCGGUGCGGAGGAGUUCUGGGACAAUAAUGUUGGAAAGAACUAUGUCUUCCAAUGCUUGGGUGUGGCCGGCUCGAAUAAUGUCAAAGCCCCCUCUUCGAAUGCCAUCCCACUCUCCACGCCCCGCCAUUCAGCCCCUCACUAUGGCGGUUCCGGCGGAUACUCCCAAUCCCCAUCGGCCCUAAGCGAAGACCCCUGGCUCAGAUACCUGUGAAGUCAAACGCGCACACACACACACACUCACACACAUUAAAACUUCACGAGCAAAAGCUGAAUUGAUGCUUUUCAGUGCUGGAAGACAUUACAAUUGUUCUAACAUGAAUCAAAAGAUAGUUUUAGGAGUUACCAUCUUCAUCAUCACCAUCUUAUUCAUUCGCUGAUCGGAACCUGGUGUGAAACUACCGAACUGCGAUUUUAUUCUUAUCAUCUCUACUGAUCACGUGCUCGCUUGACUUUUCUCGCGUGUAACAAUGCAAGUUCAGCAGCAAUCCGAACACCCUUCUUCUCUGAAAUAUUGGACGACUCAACCAACCCCAAUACCAUUCGAUUGAUGCAUAUGUAACAUUUGUUUGGUAGUGAAAUCGUCUACUUGAACAACAAUGUCGAGCUGUGAAAGUGGAUAUAUACAUUAUAUAUUCUAUUACAUCGUAGUCAAAAGAAAAAGAAAUAUCCAACAGCAACUUAAAAAUGCAAAGACUGAUUGAAAAAGAAAUUACUUCAGAGCUAACAAGCUGUGCUCAAAUUGGCUUCACUAUUACAUUCGUAUUUCAUGACAUGAGACACAUCCAGAUCUUCACUAUUAGAUUAUUUUCUUCAUCAGAGUUUAUUAAACAAAGUGCUGUCAAGCCCUCACUGUUUGUACAUAUUAUUAUUAUUAUCAUCAUCAUAAUUAUUACUUCUACCCGAAAGCAGCCAUGAACAAAGCCCCCAUCUCACAACACCCCUGAGACAUUGACGUGUACAGUAAAUGAAACGCUUCUUGAAAAAAAGACCCCCGCCCCUUCCCUUUAUAUUAAUUGAUUCUGUAAAACAUUUUAUUUAUUCCUUUAGCCUUUUCCUUCUCCUGUCGAAUCCAGCCUUCAUUGCUGUUGUUCGGACUCGUGUAACUCUCGAAACGUUUUUAGCUUAACUCUGAUCCAGUCAAAACGAGACUACGGCGAUUCGUAGUGUUAUAUACAUACACAUACGCUCUCUCUAUCUAACGAUGCCUAACGGAUGUGAUGUUAGAUUCCGAAUGCACGAUGCCUCUUGUAUAAGCUCGGUUAAUAAUGCAAUGCGUUAAUAAUGACGAAUCCAUUAAAAAAAGACAGAAAUAUAAAUAUGAAGCUGAAGCUGAGAAAGCCAACAA